Messenger RNA from Bactrocera dorsalis (oriental fruit fly), 2627 nucleotides. RefSeq names its product transmembrane protease serine 9-like. The transcript is spliced from 4 exons. Gene Ontology annotation, molecular function: serine-type endopeptidase activity. Bases 38 to 2572 code for a protein of 844 amino acids. The record is from RefSeq and is a predicted model, not a curated record. NCBI's taxonomy places the organism in Eukaryota, Metazoa, Arthropoda, Insecta, Diptera, Tephritidae. Gene Ontology annotation, biological process: proteolysis.
UCAGCAGCAGUUGUUUGCAACUAUCUGUAAAGGAGCAAUGUUGAAAUUCGUGCUAGUAUUGUUUUUUGUGGCUUGUGCCUACGCUCGCACCAUACCCGACGGUAUGAUCGUCGUUGACGAUGGUUUGAGAGGACGUAUUGUUGGCGGUACACCAACCACCAUCAGUUCAUUCCCAUGGCAGGUAUCGCUCCAACGUUCCGGUUCUCACUCAUGCGGUGGCUCCAUCUAUAGCAGCAACAUUAUUGUGACCGCCGCUCACUGCUUGCAAUCGGUUAGCGCUUCGGUUUUGAGAAUCCGUGCCGGUUCUACCUACUGGAACUCUGGUGGUGUUACCAUCUCUGUCUCUGCGUUCAAAAAUCACGAAGGCUACUCCUCAUCAACUUACUCCAACGAUAUUGCCAUCAUCAAGCUAGCCUCAUCUCUGUCCUUCAGCUCGACCACUAAGUCGAUUGACUUGGCUACCAGCACACCCGCCACUGGCGCCUCCGCAGCAGUAUCUGGUUGGGGUACACUGACAUCUGGCUCCAGCAGCAUUCCCAGUCAAUUGCAAUACGUUAACGUAGAUAUCAUCGAUCGUAGCAAAUGUGCUUCCAGCUCAUACAAAUAUGGUUCUUCCAUUAAAUCCGGCAUGGUCUGUGCUGCUUCCAGCGGUAAGGAUGCCUGCCAAGGCGAUUCCGGUGGCCCAUUGGUAUCCGGUGGUGUACUUGUUGGUGUUGUAUCAUGGGGUAAUGGUUGUGCGCUUGCUAACUAUCCCGGUGUUUAUACCGAUGUUCCCUCUUACCGCUCCUGGAUUGUAGAGAAAGCAAACUCCAUCACUGCUCCAAUAGUUAGUGGUGAUCAAUCGGAGCAAGAAGACGAUGAAUUGGAGACGUUGUUCGAUGAGGAUCCGUGUCAAAUGCAAGAAGAGCUUGCUUCCGCCAGCAAUUUUGAUCAGCAGCAGUUGUUUGCAACUAUCUGUAAAGGAGCAAUGUUGAAAUUCGUGGUAGUAUUGUUUUUUGUGGCUUGUGCCUACGCUCGCUCCGUACCCGACGGUAUGAUCAUCGUUGACGACGGUUUGAGAGGACGUAUUGUUGGCGGUACACCAACCACCAUCAGUUCAUUCCCAUGGCAGGUAUCGCUCCAACGUUCCGGUUCUCACUCAUGCGGUGGCUCCAUCUAUAGCAGCAACAUUAUUGUGACCGCCGCUCACUGCUUGCAAUCGGUUAGCGCUUCGGUUUUGAGAAUCCGUGCCGGUUCUACCUACUGGAACUCUGGUGGUGUUACCAUCUCUGUCUCUGCUUUCAAAAAUCACGAAGGCUACUCCUCAUCAACUUACUCCAACGAUAUUGCCAUCAUCAAGCUAGCCUCAUCUCUGUCCUUCAGCUCGACCACUAAGUCGAUUGACUUGGCUACCAGCACACCCGCCACUGGCGCCUCCGCAGCAGUAUCUGGUUGGGGUACACUGACAUCUGGCUCCAGCAGCAUUCCCAGUCAAUUGCAAUACGUCAACGUAGACAUCAUCGAUCGUAGCAAAUGUGCUUCCAGCUCAUACAAAUAUGGUUCUUCCAUUAAAUCCGGCAUGGUCUGUGCUGCUUCCAGCGGUAAGGAUGCCUGCCAAGGCGAUUCCGGUGGCCCAUUGGUAUCCGGUGGUGUACUUGUUGGUGUUGUAUCAUGGGGUAAUGGUUGUGCGCUUGCUAACUAUCCCGGUGUUUCUACCGAUGUUCCCUCUUACCGCUCCUGGAUUGUGGAGAAAGCAAACUCCAUUUACCAUUUUGAUCAGCAGCAGUUGUUUGCAACUAUCUGUAAAGGAGCAAUGUUGAAAUUUGUGCUAGUAUUGUUUUUUGUGGCUUGUGCCUACGCUCGCACCAUACCCGACGGUAUGAUCGUCGUUGACGACGGUUUGAGAGGACGUAUUGUUGGCGGUACACCAACCACCAUCAGUUCAUUCCCAUGGCAGGUAUCGCUCCAACGUUCCGGUUCUCACUCAUGCGGUGGCUCCAUCUAUAGCAGCAACAUUAUUGUGACCGCCGCUCACUGCUUGCAAUCGGUUAGCGCUUCGGUUUUGAGAAUCCGUGCCGGUUCUACCUACUGGAACUCUGGUGGUGUUACCAUCUCUGUCUCUGCUUUCAAAAAUCACGAAGGCUACUCCUCAUCAACUUACUCCAACGAUAUUGCCAUCAUCAAGCUAGCCUCAUCUCUGUCCUUCAGCUCGACCACUAAGUCGAUUGACUUGGCUACUAGCACACCAGCCACUGGUGCCUCCGCAGCUGUAUCUGGUUGGGGUACACUGACAUCUGGCUCCAGCAGCAUUCCCAGUCAAUUGCAAUACGUCGACGUAGACAUCAUCGAUCGUAGCAAAUGUGCUUCCAGCUCAUACAAAUAUGGUUCUUCCAUUAAAUCCGGCAUGGUCUGUGCUGCUUCCAGCGGUAAGGAUGCCUGCCAAGGCGAUUCCGGUGGCCCAUUGGUAUCCGGUGGUGUACUUGUUGGUGUUGUAUCAUGGGGUAAUGGUUGUGCGCUUGCUAACUAUCCCGGUGUUUAUACCGAUGUUCCCUCUUACCGCUCCUGGAUUAUAGAGAAAGCAAGCUCCAUCUAAGGUACUCGAUAUGAUGAAAAUAAAAAUAAUAAAGCUUGCGAUUUGAAAAUAAAAA